GAAACGUCAACUUUCCAGAUUGUUAUGCAAAAAUAGUGGAAAUCUCUUCGUACAAGUAAAAUUUCUAAAGAAUUGCAAAAUGAACAAAUUAGUUGGUGCGGCAAUUCAAAAUUUGUGUCGAAAUGGCAGAGCAUUACAAAUAGGCUACAAAUCAGCCAUUCCAUAUUCAUCGACAGCAGCAGCUGAAGUAAAGUCCAAAGAAGUUGAAGAAGUACGUUCCCAAUUAACAGGCUUCGGGAAAUAUGUAUUAGAAUGUUUACCAAAAUAUGUGCAACGAGUACAAUUAACAAGUGGCAAUGAAUUGGAAGUAUUGGUAGUACCAGAAGGUAUUACACAAGUUCUUCAGUUUUUGAAAGACCACCAGAACUCACAGUUCACAAAUUUAGUUGAUAUUGCUGGUAUGGAUGUACCUUGUCGUCAAUAUCGUUUUGAAAUCAUUUAUAAUAUUCUAUCAUUGCGUUAUAACUCAAGAAUUCGUGUAAAAACAUAUACUGAUGAAUUAACUCCAGUUGAUUCGGCUUGUGACGUACAUAAAGCAGCAAAUUGGUAUGAAAGAGAAGUCUGGGAUAUGUACGGUGUAUUUUUUGCUAACCAUCCUGAUCUAAGAAGAAUUUUAACAGAUUACGGAUUUGAAGGACACCCACAAAGACGUGAUUUUCCACUAUCCGGCUAUGUUGAGCUUAGAUACGAUGACGAAAAGAAACGAGUCGUAUGUGAACCUUUAGAAUUAGCUCAAGAAUUUAGAAAGUUCGAUUUGAAUGCACCAUGGGAACAGUUUCCUAAUUUCCGAGGCACUGAAGUUGCUGAAAUUUCAAAAAAGGAUAAAUAAAAUACAAAAUUUGUGUAGUAAAAUCAUAAAGGAGUCGAAAAUAAAUUGUUAAAUUUAUUAUGAAAAUUA
This is a messenger RNA of Condylostylus longicornis, 898 nucleotides long. It is a transcript of the gene ND-30, whose product is annotated as NADH dehydrogenase [ubiquinone] iron-sulfur protein 3, mitochondrial. NCBI's taxonomy places the organism in Eukaryota, Metazoa, Arthropoda, Insecta, Diptera, Dolichopodidae. The coding region runs from base 80 to 829 and encodes 249 amino acids. The transcript has a single exon. Gene Ontology annotation, molecular function: NADH dehydrogenase (ubiquinone) activity. The record is from RefSeq and is a predicted model, not a curated record.